AAAAAUAUAAUUUUUUGCAAUUUGGUGGUUGUUUUUAGUAAAAAAUUGACAGAUAUGGCUUUUGAUGUAGCUUAUUAGCUUCAUGCAGCAGGUUCAUAGAAUCUUUUUUACAAUUUAUGUUUGUCAAUUGCAAUGCAUCUGAUUGAUUGAAUCUACUUGUCCUUUUCUUUUCAGGCUGUGUUCUGUGUUCAGUUUGUUUGGAUGACCUGCCAGAAAACUUGAAUUCUGACGUCAAAUAUGUUAUCAGGAGAAUAGAGAUCUGGUCGUUCAUCACCCAUCACUUGCCCGCCUAACAGAUCCAGGAACACCGCAAAUCAAAUCUCAAAGUCUACCCCAAUCCGCCGGAAUAUGGCUCGAGUGGGUGGUGCUAGGCUACGCUACCGGUGUUGAAUAUCAUGGUGCUCGUCCUAAUGAUUUCUCCAGGAGAGAGAAAGAGACUUGCAGAGAACACAAGUUGGGCCAAAUUUGAGCUUCCAAUUUACGCGAUCCCCUUUUGAGCUUUCCUUUAGCCUUUUUCAAAGUUCUCGGUUGACUGCUCCACUUCAUUCAUCUUCUUUCCGUUUUCAUUAUUCGCUGCCAAAGCCACCGCCUUAGAUGUUUCAUUUAAACCAUUGAAAUAACUGAUCAUGUUCCCUUCCUCUCCAUUAUAGCUCCCUGCAAAGA
Molecule: messenger RNA, 663 nt
Organism: Rubroshorea leprosula
Lineage: Eukaryota; Viridiplantae; Streptophyta; Magnoliopsida; Malvales; Dipterocarpaceae
Source: the annotation of a GenBank genome assembly